AUGAGGGAAUUCAGGCUCAAUAACAAUGAAGCUGUGAAUGAACUAGCAUUUUCCUCGGAUGACUUCUUACAAAGCAUAUUCGUGCAGAAGACCAUCGUGAGAAGAAUUCUUCUUUUAAGACGUCCACUGAAACUGAAACAACUGAAUGUCUGGAACAGUCAACUGGAAGAGUUCGACUUCGAAGUCCUCCCUCACUUGAUUAAUCUGAGACUCCUAGACCUUCAUGGGAAUACCUUGACGAGAGUGCCACAUUCUGCAAGCAUGAGUCUUGAGGAACUCCAUCUUUAUGACAACAAGAUCACCACUUUCGAAGAAAAGUUAUCAAUGCCCAAUUUGAAGAAUCUUAACAUUGGUAAGAACCCAAUAUCUAAGCUCCCCACAGCGUUCUUCGAAGAUUUAGUAAGUUUGGAGAAGUUUUGGUGCGCUUUCUGCAAUAUGGGCCCGGUUUUGUCAGAGGGAUAUUUAAAAUUCCACAGUCCAGCCUUGAGACAAGUUGGACUUUUCUUCAACAACAUUUCAAAACUCGAGAGAGGAGCAAUCAUAGGAAAUUCCAUAUACUGUGAUUGCAAUAUUGCCUGGCUAGUUGCCGAACUGGCCUUACGCAAUGCAGUGACGGAAGGGUAUUGUCAAGACGGGACAGAUAUUCAAAUCUUGGAUAUUGAGGUAUUUCGUCGCAGGUGUCACCUUUGUCCACGCAAGUGCAUCGAAUUAGAUAUGGCCCCCGCAUAUUGCGCACGAAAGACGAUCAUCAAAUCUGAGCACGACGAUUGCAGUCCUGGGGAAUUGUGUUGUGAGACGAAAAUCCAAAACGCCGGCAGGAAAGAGAGAAGGAAGGAGGAAGCAGAGUAUCUCAGGAUGAUAAAUGACUUGGAAAAACAAAUAGAAGAAAAUCAAGACCGGUAUUAUGAAUUGACGAUGAAUGUUACAAUAAUCGCUAAAGAUUUGGAGUAUUCGGCUACAAAUGAUGGAAGGAAGAAGGAAGCAGAGUAUCUCAGGAUGAUAAAUGACUUGGAAAAACAAAUAGAAGAAAAUCAAGACCGGUAUUAUGAAUUGACGAUGAAGGUUACAAUAAUCGCUAAAGAUUUGGAGUCUUCGGCUACAAAUGAUGGAAGGAAGAUGGAAGCAGCGUAUCUCUGGAGGAUAAAUUACUUAAAAGAACAAAUACAAGAAAAUCACCACCACAUGUACGAGAUGAAGAUGUUGGUUGAAGAAAUCCGUGAAUAUUGGGAGUCUUCGGCUACAAAUGAUGGAAGGAAGAAGGAAGCAGAGUAUCUCAGGAAGAUAAAUGACUUAAAAAAACAAAUGCACGAAAAUCACCACCAGAUGUAUGAGAUGAAGAUGUUGGUUGAAGAAAUCCGUGAAUAUUGGGAGUCUUUGGCUACAAAUGGAAGGAAGAUGGAAGCAGCGUAUCUCUGGAGGAUAAAUUACUUAAAAGAACAAAUACAAGAAAAUCACCACCACAUGUACGAGAUGAAGAUGUUGGUUGAAGAAAUCCGUGAAUAUUGGGAGUCUUCGGCUACAAAUGAUGGAAGGGAGAAGGAAGCAGAGUAUCUCAGGAAGAUAAAUGACUUAAAAAAACAAAUGCACGAAAAUCACCAUCAGAUGUAUGAGAUGAAGAUGUUUGUUGAAGAAAUCCGUGAAUAUUGGGAGUCUUUGGCUACAAAUGGUGGGAACCUGACAUUCCAUGUGGACUUGGAGACAUGA
Messenger RNA from Darwinula stevensoni, 1704 nucleotides. Lineage: Eukaryota; Metazoa; Arthropoda; Ostracoda; Podocopida; Darwinulidae. The record is from the annotation of a GenBank genome assembly.